UCUUUUUCCUUGUUUCAUCUACACUGAAAAUCUGUAGACUGUUUAAGAAAUCAGUUACAAUGAAGAUCUUUUUCUUUCCCUCCAUGUUUCUCUUCUUUGGUGUCCUCAUUCUACCAGUGGGCUCUAGACUUCGUUUUACCAUCCCUGGUACCAUUCCUACAGGAUUGACAACAAUAUGUAUUCCAAACCUUCGAAUAUUAGAAAUGAAGGCAACUUCUUCCCCAAUAUCUAAAAGCAAACAACUUGAGAAAAAAGAAUUCAGCACAGCCAACCGUAUACAGAUCCCGACGGAAAUCAAUUGGUGGCAAGCUUGUUUAUAUAUUGGUGGACAAUGUAGACCUCAGUGUGGUAACAAAGAGUUUAGACUUUCAUUCUGUGAAAGUCCUAAAUUUGCUUGCUGUUUAAGAGAAUGUGAUCCAAACAACAAGGUAUAAUUGAAGAGACACAGAUGCAAGAAGCAGAGACAUCUUAAUUAAGUCUUUCUAUCAUUGCAUUACUUCAUUUAUGGUCUAGUAUUUCUGUGCAUGUAUAUCUAUAAAGAAUUAAAA
Oryctolagus cuniculus (rabbit) is the source of this 548-nucleotide messenger RNA. RefSeq names its product beta-defensin 112. The record is from RefSeq and is a predicted model, not a curated record. Lineage: Eukaryota; Metazoa; Chordata; Mammalia; Lagomorpha; Leporidae. Gene Ontology annotation, cellular component: extracellular region. Gene Ontology annotation, biological process: innate immune response.